AUUGUAACACAGCCGUGACAGAAACUCCCAAAAGCGAAGAGGGAAAACGAGCGUUCAACUUUCCAACACGAACGGGCGAUCCGCAGCGUUUGCACUGUGGAGGAAGGCAAGGACAAAAACUAAGCGUUAAAAUUUGAAGUUGCUCGGAAAUGUCUUUAAUCCCAGGGGAGGGCAAUGGACGGGGUUGACCAGGAUUAAAUUUCUUUUACAUGGCGGGCGUCAUCCGCGUUGAUUAAUCUGACGCGUCGCGACAAGUUGUUAUGGCAAUUGGAAUUAUCUAAUGUUGUUUUGGGCUUAACGUUUCCGGGAGUACCUUGUAAAAUUCGAUGGAUUUGCCUGCGUCGAAUCGGCAGAGGGCGAAGUUGGAGAGGAGAAAUGCGUUAAAAUACUCAGACUACGAUGCAUCUUCGUCGGCUCCUCUGUCGGCACCGCAGUCCCCUGCGCACAGAAGUAUGCACCAGAGACUGGGAGGCGACCUCCACCCAUCCAGCAUCAGCCUUGAUUCCUUCAGAGUUCAAGGAGAGGACGGCCUCCAGAGAAUUGAACAAAUUUGCAAGAGUUUAGGGCUUUCUGGCCCCGAUGACCUGUCCAUAACCAUCGAGGAGUUUCGGGCCAGAAAGGCAAAGCCAAGACCUAAAAUUGAACAUAAGUCUCCUCUAUUUUCACCGGAAGAGAAACCUUUGUCGGUUUCGAUUUCUCGUUCCCAGGCUCCCUCUGUUUCAGAUACCGCUACUUUUAAUGGACGAAGAAGCAGGUCGGAUAACGACCGGGAUGCCGCGGUUUCUACCCAGGCUUUGGCACCCCCGCCUCCUAGGGCUUGGAUGGUUGGGUCUCAGAACAAGUCUCCUUCAACUUGGGACAUUGUGAAGUCGUUCGGUCCGGAGGAGGAAGCGCAACUUCCCGUUGAGGCGGCGGCGGAGGAGGAGGAAGGAGAUGUUGAGGAUGACAGAGGAGAGGCUGAGGCCAGCAUAGGAGAGGCUGAGGCCGGGAGCUCGUCUAGUGGAGAGGAGACCGUGUGUGUGGUUUCGGCGGGAGCGAGGUUCAAGGUUCAAUUCCGGUCGUGGAUAAAGGGUCAUGUGCUCGGAAGCGGGUCCUUUGGCACCGUUUACGAGGGCAUUAGCGAUGAUGGAUACUUUUUUGCAGUUAAGGAAGUUUCUCUUGUAGACCAAGGUAGCAAUGCAAAACAAUCCAUUUCUCAACUUGAGCAGGAGGUUGCUCUUCUAAGUCAAUUUGAACAUGAAAAUAUUGUGCAGUACCUUGGUACUGAUAAGGAAGCAGACAAAUUAUACAUUUUCCUUGAGCUGGUAACACAGGGAUCACUAGCAUCACUUUACAGAAAAUACAAUUUAAGAGAUACCCAAGUUCGUGCAUACACAAGACAAAUACUAACUGGAUUAAAGUACCUUCAUGAGAAAAAUGUGAUGCACAGAGACAUCAAGUGCGCUAAUAUACUAGUUGAUGCCCAUGGCCUAAUAAAGCUUGCUGAUUUUGGGUUGGCCAAAGAGACAUCCAAGCUGGAUGAACUGAAAUCAUGUAAAGGAAGUGCAUAUUGGAUGGCUCCCGAGGUUGUUAAUCCACGUAAAACUUAUUGGCUUCCUGCUGACAUAUGGAGCUUAGGCUGUACAGUUAUUGAGAUGCUAACUCGAAGACCUCCUUUUGGUGGUUUAGAAUGGCAAAAAGCUUUGUGGAAAAUUGGACAUGGUGAACCACCACCUUUUCCUAGUACACUCUCUAGAGAUGCUAAAGACUUUAUACAACAAUGUUUACAAGUGGAGCCUGCGAAUAGACCAUCCGCAAGUGAGCUCCUGGAUCAUCCUUUUGUGAAACGAUCAUUUUCAGUGGAGAUUUCCCGUGCACAGAGAAAUCUGGUUUGAUGAGUUCGAAAUCCACUAAAGAACGCAGUUGUUGAUUUAAGAGCCCAAAGAAAAGCCUACUUACUCAGCAUGGCAGUUGCUGGAUAUGGAGUCAGUAGUAACAGUUCCAGUAUUGCAAGUGGCUUGUGGGGGCAAUAUAAUAACUGCAAUUGUAUUCAUAGGUGAUUGGAGCCAGCAGAUGUUCCAUAUCCUCAAAUAUAUUGUGACAUUGAUGUGACCAAAGCUUAUAUCAUCUGUUUGGGGAAUGGUCCGGCGUGCAUUUUAUUACUGAUAAGAAGUGGCUUUUGGUGCUUGAUUGUUAGAUAUCUGUCACAUAUUCCAGGUGGUGUGCUAAAAGGCUGUAGUGCAUCCAUAAUUUUUUUGUGGAGAUUUGAAGGAUCGGGGAUUGUUAUGUAGCAUAAUCAAUGUAAUAAUCUGACAAUCUUAAACUGGCAGAACCUGCCAAGGCUUAACAACCUGAAUUAGCACCAAAAUCAGCUAUUGUACAUAAAUGGAGAUGUCUUACUGCUGUCAAUCCACAUUUGGAUUUCAAAUGGCAUGCAAUGAUUGAUCUCUAAUGAGAGAAAUUUUGUACUGUAUAAUUAUCCAUCUUGUUAAAACAUAUAGGAGUGUGGAGAUUCUCCUUGUUUCAAUGAAGUUUGCUACUUUCCAGUUUUGUUUGUUUAUACACAGGUAAUAGGAUGAUGUUACAGCUUUGCAGGUCAGGAGUUUUAGUCAAAGACUGCUCAUUGUUUCACUUAAGAGUUGUUCAGACUCUUAAUUUUCAAGUAUGGCUUUUUCCAUUGCUGUUCA
Molecule: messenger RNA, 2666 nt
Organism: Cryptomeria japonica (Japanese cedar)
Lineage: Eukaryota; Viridiplantae; Streptophyta; Pinopsida; Cupressales; Cupressaceae
Product: mitogen-activated protein kinase kinase kinase 1
Exons: 9
Coding region: 327-1874 (515 amino acids)
Biological process (GO): protein phosphorylation
Molecular function (GO): protein kinase activity; ATP binding
Source: RefSeq, a predicted model, not a curated record